Messenger RNA from Zalophus californianus (California sea lion), 1410 nucleotides. It is a transcript of the gene CD81, whose product is annotated as CD81 molecule. The record is from RefSeq and is a predicted model, not a curated record. NCBI's taxonomy places the organism in Eukaryota, Metazoa, Chordata, Mammalia, Carnivora, Otariidae. The transcript has 8 exons. The coding region runs from base 195 to 905 and encodes 236 amino acids. Gene Ontology annotation, cellular component: membrane.
CGCAGCGGCGGCGGUCAACCGAGCGCGACCCGGCCCGGCCUCCCGCGCCCCACGCCCCGCGCCCCCGAGCCCCCGCGCCCCGCGCCCCGGGCCCGCACCCCGGGCCCACGCCCCGGCCCCGCCGCCCGCCAGGCCCCGCGCCCAGGACCGGCCCGCACCGCGCACCCCGCAGGCCGCUCGCCGCCGGCGCCGCCAUGGGGGUGGAGGGCUGCACCAAGUGCAUCAAGUACCUGCUCUUCGUCUUCAAUUUCGUCUUCUGGUUGGCCGGAGGCGUGAUCCUGGGUGUGGCCCUGUGGCUGCGCCAUGACCCACAGACCACCAAUCUCCUCUAUCUGGAGCUCGGAGACAGGCCUGCGCCCAACACCUUCUAUGUGGGCAUCUACAUCCUCAUCGCUGUGGGUGCCGUGAUGAUGUUCGUGGGGUUUCUGGGCUGCUAUGGGGCCAUCCAGGAGUCCCAGUGUCUGCUGGGGACGUUCUUCACCUGCCUCGUCAUCCUCUUUGCCUGUGAAGUGGCUGCUGGCAUCUGGGGGUUUGUCAACAAAGACCAGAUCGCCAAGGACGUGAAGCAGUUCUACGACCAGGCUUUGCAGCAGGCCGUGGUGGAUGACGAUGCCAACAAUGCCAAGGCCGUGGUGAAGACCUUCCAUGAGACGCUCAACUGCUGUGGUUCCAGCACGCUGUCUACACUGACCACCUCCAUCCUCAAGAACAACCUGUGUCCCUCGGGCAGCACCGUCAUCAGCAACUUGUUCAAGGAGGACUGCCACCAGAAGAUCGAUGACCUCUUCUCGGGGAAGCUGUACCUCAUCGGCAUUGCGGCCAUCGUGGUUGCUGUGAUCAUGAUCUUCGAGAUGAUCCUGAGCAUGGUGCUCUGCUGUGGUAUCCGGAACAGCUCCGUGUACUGAGCGGCCCAGCCGCUCCCGCUGCAGGAGAGGGCCGGCGGACCCCUGCAGUGCCCCUGGAGUGACCGGACAUUUCUGAGGACGGGCCGUCACCGCCCAUGUAUAUAACUUCUCCGGUAUUACUCUGCUACACUUAUUAGCCUUUUUACUUCUGAGGUUUUGUUUUUGUCCUGAAGUUCCCCGUUACCUUUUGGGGCUGGAGUCACCUAUAGAGGGCACGUGAGCGGGCCUUGGGGACUGUGAGGCAGGCGCCCCCUCUGCUUCUGCGGCUGGAGGGGCUCUGCCUGCUCAGCCAGGCCUGUCCUGAGGGCCCCUGGGCCCACCCACCUGCCCCCCGGGCUGCACGGCUCAUGCCUUUUUUAACCGUCGUUCCUCUCCUGCCACUUGUGUGGAGCCGGGUCUGCAAGCAGCCUUACGCCUUCAGUGCACCUGUCCUUUCUAACUCGUCACCUUUCACUGUAAUUACGUCUCGAAAGUCAUUCAAUAAAGGAGAAUCCGGGCAUGCGAA